Molecule: messenger RNA, 663 nt
Organism: Closterium sp. Yama58-4
Lineage: Eukaryota; Viridiplantae; Streptophyta; Zygnematophyceae; Desmidiales; Closteriaceae
Source: the annotation of a GenBank genome assembly
AUGAUGAUGGUGCCCGGCACACGUGAGUCCCUCGACGAGGACUCCAUCACCAGCUACAUCCUCAAAGAUGCGGCGAUGCAGGAGGCAAAACAGCCCACGGAGCUCCUUCCGCAGGCAAGCUAUGCUGCACCGAUGAAGCAGACUCGUCACCAGGAGCAGCGCAGGAAGCUGGGCGGAGGUGGUAGCGGAGGUGGGCGGUCGACGAAGGACGUCGACGAGAAGCGGUCGACACGUGACAAGGGCCGUGGAGGUGGUGGUCGACGGCGGGAGUGCUGGAUCUGCCACGACUCCGACCAUCUCUCCUACGAAUGUCCCGAACGCGACGACAACGACGAGGACGACAAUAAGGGAGGCCGCGGUCGAUCGGCCAGUCGUCGCCCCCGUCGAGAUGCAAAGCUGCGCAAGGAGAAGCAGACGUCGAAGAAGACGUCGUCGACGAAGGACGUCGACAACUCCAGUCGCAAGGGCCGAGGCGACGUGGAGGCGUCGUGCUUGAUGGUGGGCGUGGUGGAGCCGACACUGUCGCUAGCGCCGGAGACUGGCGAGGACUUCCAAGCGGUGGCGGCAGCUGUGCAAGCCAACCCGAUGGCGGUGCUGCUCGACAGCGGAUGCUCCCACCACCUGAUGCGACUCGUUAGUGUAAGCGAACUCAAGUGUCGGUAA